Molecule: messenger RNA, 1071 nt
Organism: Myripristis murdjan (pinecone soldierfish)
Lineage: Eukaryota; Metazoa; Chordata; Actinopteri; Holocentriformes; Holocentridae
Gene: timm9
Product: translocase of inner mitochondrial membrane 9 homolog
Exons: 4
Coding region: 297-566 (89 amino acids)
Source: RefSeq, a predicted model, not a curated record
UGAGGCUUCAUGUCCCCGGCAGGCUGCUGGCGAUGUUUACCUGCUGAAGCCUGGAGUCACAGCAGGGAGGCUGAUGCUAAUGCUAAUGCUAAAACAACAUGGCUGCCCUUGGGGGAAACAGCCGGUUAUAAUUUAUAAUUCAUUAUUUUCAGAAAAUUAAAUUCGAUUUAUUAAACUGUUGAAUGGGUUUAUUAGUUAUGAAAGGUGCUGACAGUCUACCGGGAGUGUGACAGCUUGACUCUGCCGGAUGCCAGACUCCGCUGAAAAAAUCAGAAACGUCCUGAUCAGUCUGCAGCAUGGCGGUGCAGGUGACCGAGUCUGAUCAGAUCAAACAGUUUAAAGACUUCCUGGGGACGUACAACAAGCUGACAGAGAGCUGCUUCAUGGACUGUGUGAAGGAUUUCACCAGCAGGGAGGUGAAGCAGGAGGAGGGCAGCUGUGCUGAGUCAUGCCUGCAGAAAUACCUGAAGAUGACUCAGCGGAUCUCCAUGCGGUUUCAGGAGUAUCACAUCCAGCAGAACGAAGCUCUGGCAGCCAAAGCCGGCCUGCUGGGCCAGCCGCGCUGAGCCGGACCGGACCGGACCGGUCUGAACCGGUCUGAGGCAGACUGGACCCUCGAGACAGUCAGAGCUGAUCUGUGGUCAGAUCAUCUCAGCCUGACGAGCAGGACUCAAAUCAAAUUUGAGGAGAUCUUUUCCAACAUCUGUUGAACUCAAUGAACCUGCUGCAUCGAGAGCUGGUGACAUCACGCUGCUCCUCCUCCUCCUCCUCCUCCUCCUCCUCCUCCUCCUCCUGCUGCGGACCAGAGGAGGAAGAGGAGGAUGAGGAUGGCAGCAGCCUGGAUCUCUACAUGAUUUCAAACCUGCUCUGAUUUCCUGCCGUGUGAUUUUCUGAUUUCACUGCAACAUGAAACGUCUCAGCUGUCUGGCUCUUCUUCAUGUGUUCAGACACACUGAGACCACGUGUGUGUGUGUGUGUGUGUGUGUGUGUGUGUGUGUGUGUGUGUAGAGGCAGUUUGAUGUUUGUGAAGUCUGAAUCUCCUGCUGGUUUAUUAAAGCUGUUGCAGUUCGG